GUCAUCGUAUGCAUUUGGGAUUUUCGUAAACUUUCGAAACAUCUACUUCUAAUUCAGAACAUUAUUUGUUUUAUUAGCAACGUAGUAGGUCCUGGUGAAAGCAACAAAAGACAACAUGUUAUUAGUGAUACUGAUCCACACUACUUAUCAAUUGACUGUUACAGCUCAACAUAACCUUACACCAUAUGGAACAGCUUCACAGAGUUCUAAUCAUGAAACAAGCUUACCCCAAAAUGCUAUACAGCCACCUAUAUCAAAUACAUUUAGUAUUUCGUCAUGUGCUCAUACAGCUCUUGUUCCUGGACCAGCUUGGUGAAUGUUUCAUUUUUCUUCUGGAUAUGCGUACAUCACAAAUAUAAAACUAUACUAUAGAGAAAACUAUGCUUAUCGCAUGGACGGAUUUAAAUUAUAUGUGACCAACUCAUCAACUAUUCCACCUGAUGGUUAUCUCUGUGAUGAAGAUGUCCCUGGUCUUCCUCAUCCAAGCACUACCAUGACAAUACCAUGUAGACAACUUGGAACAUACAUCAUUUAUUACGAUAAUACAGGCGAUUACCAAUUUGGACCAAUCAUUGAAUUAUGCUAUGUUGCUAUUACAGGAUGUCGAAAGGGUAUGUGGGGAACAGGCUGUUACACAACAUGUCCAUCAGUAUGUAUAGACCAACAUUGCUACCCUGAAAAUGGUUUAUGUGUUUGGGGGUGUGGUGAACAGAAAUGCUUGAAUAACAGAUGGGAUAAACAAACAGGUGUUUGUAGUGAAGGAUGUGUUAGAGAAUUCUCGCAAUUAUGUAAUUGUUUCAAAUGUAAGUACAUAUGAUAAGUACUGCAAGAAGAUGUGGUAUGAUUGCAAAUGAGAUAACUCUGAAUCCAUGUCACAAUUUGUGAAAGUAAACCAUUAAAGGUCAGAGUACGGAAUUUGACACGGAGCCUGGGUUCACACCAAACAUCAAACAACGAACAUAAACGAUAAGUGUAUCAAAUUCUAGAAAAUUAUGAGUACCAUUAAAAGAGACUGCUUUUUUAUUUGGUAAAUCACCUCGAGUCAACUUUUACGAAAUCAAUAAAAUACUCAAAA
Molecule: messenger RNA, 1075 nt
Organism: Mytilus trossulus (common blue mussel)
Lineage: Eukaryota; Metazoa; Mollusca; Bivalvia; Mytilida; Mytilidae
Exons: 4
Coding region: 317-817 (166 amino acids)
Source: RefSeq, a predicted model, not a curated record